AUGAGCGCUUCAACAACUACCUCGAGCCAAGGUUCUACGGCCAAUAUCACGAAGAUCUGCCAAAAUGGGGACGUCAUCCUUGCAGUCGGUCCCAAAGCUAAGAUUCAGGUUACCUCGGACUUCCUAAAGCACAUCUCGCCUGUUUUCAAAACAAUGCUUGAAGGCCCUAUGAGUGAAGGAGAGGCUCUUCGAAACAAGUCACCCGACUCUCCAACCACAAUCUCGCUUCCUGCAGAUAAUGCACUGGCCAUGAAAAGACUUCUGCGGAUCCUCUAUGGCGCAGACGAUUUGGCCCUUGAUUUUGAGGCAGUCUAUGAUAUUAUAGUCUUGGCUGACAAGUAUGCAAUGGCUAAGCGACUCAAGGCUUUCGGGCUCGAUUGGGUUCGUAUGAACCUUGACGACGAAUGCACUUCCGCUGCGCAGUUCAGGGAAAGCUGGGAAAAAAUGGUCCUUUCGUACAUGCUACAUAACGAUGUGGCUUUCUUCGAAGUCAGUUGUUACCUUUCACAGGCCACAGAAGGAGUGGUAACUUGGGCGCUGGAAUUGCCUGAUCAAGCACUUGGCUUGAGACUCGCUGUGGCUAUUUAUGAGCUUUAUGAACAUAAUUUCGUCGCAGAAACUAGAAUGGGAUUGUGCCUGGACUGCUUCAAAAACGCGAAGGACAGCUUCGUUGGCAUGCAAAGCGGGUGCCCCCCUCUGGCAUAUGACAAGGGCAGCAAAGCAGUAACCUCUUUCGCACCCCCGAGUACAAUUGGCAGUACAAGCAUCAGACAAUGGUCAAAAAAGAAAUUGGCACAGCAGAAAAGGAGGCCCAGAAUUGAAUCUGCGCCUCUGGGUUUGAUCCAGCCCCUGAAGCAAGAAGCGGACCAGCCUCUUGCUAAGAACCCGGUUCAACAGGUCGUCGAGGUCCUCAUUCCUGGAGGAGAUUUAAUUCUCGCCGUUGGUCCAGAAAGAAGACUGUUCGGAGUUUCCUCGAGCUUCAUCUGCGAGAUAUCACCCGUCUUUGCCGUCAUGUUCGGGCCAAACUUCGAAGAAGGGCAUCGUCUACGAAGCACACAGCCUGAAGACUCCGAAAUGGUGCUCGAGUUACCCGAUGACAACGCCCAAGCCUUUUGUAACACUCUACGUGUUUUGUACGGGGCAGAUCCUGCGACAGCAGACUUCGAGCCGGCUGAAAUCCACAAGAUCACCAUCGUCGUUGACAAGUACGACAUGGUUUCACGCUUCACCUUUGCGUCGGCAUACUGGUUUACAAAGUAUUCCUGGACGGACGACCCGGAAGAAACCUGGCAACUCACAACUGCAGCCUAUUGGAUGCAGAACCCUGAUGCCUUCUUUAAUUUCAGCAAGAAGCUCAUCAAACAGCUACAGACUUCCCAUCUGAGUUAUGUCGAUAACAUGCCAGACAAAAUGCUUGGGUUGAGACUUUGUUUGGCAAUCGAAGAACAACGCGUCCACAAGCUCAUGCACUGUACAAAGGCAAAGGGCUUAUGUCUGCAUUGCUUUAGCCGGUCAAAGGUCGCGUUCACUCUGCGGAUCCAGGGAUGCAAGCACCGCAAGUAUCAUUCCUGA
Fusarium poae is the source of this 1572-nucleotide messenger RNA. RefSeq lists its product as uncharacterized. Gene Ontology annotation, molecular function: protein binding. Bases 1 to 1572 code for a protein of 523 amino acids. Lineage: Eukaryota; Fungi; Ascomycota; Sordariomycetes; Hypocreales; Nectriaceae. The transcript is spliced from 7 exons. The record is from RefSeq and is a predicted model, not a curated record.